Aspergillus costaricaensis CBS 115574 is the source of this 853-nucleotide messenger RNA. RefSeq lists its product as uncharacterized. Bases 283 to 513 code for a protein of 76 amino acids. The transcript has a single exon. Lineage: Eukaryota; Fungi; Ascomycota; Eurotiomycetes; Eurotiales; Aspergillaceae. The record is from RefSeq and is a predicted model, not a curated record.
CCAACAUCACAAGAGCCACUCUCCCCUCAUUGCCCAGUUACAACACCCCCCCCCCCGCCUCCCUCCCCUCUCCUCUCAGCUUUUCUCACAUACACUGGCACUUUCUUUGCUUUUCUGUCCACUCAGGUCCUCGAUGCAAUUCUUCCCUCCUUGCUAGGAGCGGUUUUCCUCGGCCGCGGCACCAACUUGAGCGAGAUCCACUGCAAGGUCAGACCCAGCCGAAGAUCCGCCCAGGGUGAGUCGUCAAACUCGUCACUGCCUCCGUGGUCCAAGUUACUACUUAUGCCCUAUUUGAACGAGCUUACUCCUCUGGUGGUGCUGGUGGUGGUCCGUCCACCAGGCGAUGCAGGCUCCGAAACGGAGUGGAGAGCAGGAGAACGUGUCGUUGUCCUUUCUUAUUCCUUUCCGCUUCUCUCGGAAGUGGCUACUGGGGGUGUGGAUGCGAGCAACCUUGAAAGCAAUGCCAUUGUUGCGUCGGUUCCAGCUAGCUCAAUCUGGAUCAAAACUGCGUAGUAUCUAUUGCAGGCGAUAAAGUAGAUGCCAGUCCUUUCUCCUAUCGACAAGUCAUGAGCAGAUUUCCCUGCCCCUUUCUGGUGGGCACGUUGUUAAUAUCUUCAUCAUGCCGCGGAGAUGUUCCGGCAGGUCAAGACAAAGUUUUCCGUGGUUCAGCUGGGGCGGAUUCCUUGUCCUGCUGUCGUACGAACUCGGGGGUCUUGCGUGGACACACCAGGUUCCCCUUCUACCCUCUUUUGACUCCUCUUUCUAUUGAAGGCGGUGGGUUUAUGAUUGAUUGAUUUAAUUGAACAUCGGUCUAAGUACCGUGGCAGGAAGUAAUCCGACAGUCAAGAGAAUU